ACCUCCAUUCUUUUUAUUUUUUUAAUUUUUUAACCAAUUACCUAGUAUAUCUAUCUUACUGAGCUUUGGCUCAUAUCCAGUUCCUUCACUCAAUGCCAAUAUCUAACAUUUCUCAUCGGAAAAUAAAAAUUGAAAGAAAGGAGACCGGGAAAAAGAAGGGGUUCGGCCACGAGCUGGACACGCCGUGGCGCUUUACCUAGGGUCUUACAUUAGCGUGGGAACCGGCUCUCUGGUAAAUCAAGCUUCGUCGCAACCAUCCGUCGUGGGUCGUUUUGGUAGCACCAACUAAAUCCCACCGACCCGUCUCUGGAACUUUGUCCUUCCUUUAUCUGCCCGCCUAUACCCUCGCCUCCAAUUUGGCCCGAGAUGUUCGACAAUUUUACCCUCACGCAGAGGGCCGACUCUGACGCAACAUCAGACGAAGAUAAUCCGUUACCCUCUCCGAAAAGUAAAUCCUCCGAAGAACCAUCUCCCACGAUGGCCACACUCGCGACUCCGACGGGUGCCCUAUUCAACCAAGAUGGCGAUCGGAUAGAUUGCCUCGUUCGGAAGAUGAGCCAACAGACAUUUGUGCGCGAUACACGAUCUGCAAUGUCACUUGAGCUGCAAAAUUGCGAGGCAGAUUUUAAUCUGCCAACCGACCAAAUGCCAAUACAAAUACAAAUAGACGCAUCUUCAAUCUCGGCCGGACCCUCAAAUUUUCCCUUGGCCGGAGCGGCGACAGAAUCUGAUCCCAACCAACUUAUCAUUCCGGCAAUCGAUAGUGAUCCAACACAAUUACCUCGGCCGCAACAACACUACGAGAUUAUAGAGAACCACGUUAUACAUCCCAUUGCCAGUGGAGACUCUAACCCAAGGGUCCCCGACGGAGAUAGGCCUUGGAGGCAACCCGAAACGCGUCUUCACAACAGCACUUCCAAUCCUCGCACUUUAAACCUGAUGACAACCAUGAUUGAGAACGGAGCACAGUGCAACGUGCGUCCCUCAAGGCCUACAAGUCCCAUGCCGUCGCCCUACCCGCUCUCCUCUAACCUAAUACCACCUUCUUCCGAACCUAUACAAUUCAAAAAACCCGACUAUAACCUCAAUCCACAGAUGUUUCACGAUAGCAACAUGGAAUUAGAGGUUGACCCCAGUUUCUGUAACGGGGAGAACGAUGAUGAGGUUACUCUUGGUGGCCCCUCAGCUCUAAGAGACGCUAGCACCCCAGCUGGCGUCAGGAAGUUCGGGUAUCUUAAGUAUAGAUCAUCCUACGAAGCAGCAGCACGAUGUAAGAAUAUGAGGAAGAAUAUACCAAGAAUGCGCAAGAGGCCGAAGGUCACGCGACCACAGGGAUCAACAGCACCCACCACUUCGGCGAGUUCGACGGCGCAUUGAUUUUGAGAAUAUUUAUUUUAUGUAUAAUUUGCUUGGAUUUGUUGCAUAUACCCUAACGGCAGGAAGCGGGCGUUACAAGGCGGACAGGUGAACAUAUCAUAUCAGGCUCAGGAAAUGCAUCACAUCGGGCUCAUCGGUAAAUGAGCAGAUCAUGUUAGGCAUUUAAGGGAGUCGGGUGCAUUUGAUAUGGCGUUAUGGAACAUAGCGUAGAAGCUAUUUGGCACUUCUAUGUAGCAAGGAGUGAAGCCCAUUGUCGGUUUGAUGGGUGGAUGAGAUCGUGACGUUGGAGAACUUGAGAGGUUGAUUCAUCUCGCCUACAUGAAUCUGUUCACGUGAAGCCCUUCACGUGUGUAAUAUGACGGGCGAUUUAUGUCUACGAUACUUGAAGAGUACAUGAUUGACCAAGAGGAUACGCUUCAUAGCUAGGGGAUUCAAGUCGAUAGUCAUAAUGAGGCACCUUUUCAACAGGGGGGUCGGUCUCGAGCUUGACUUCACGCCAGUAUCAAUCAAGUUACUAUUGAGAACACAAAGCCGUUCUAGCGCCUUAUGCAUUGUUUUCGGAAAACUAGUUGUCCGACGUCUGUACGCUUUGUCUGGAGAAUGUCUUCUCGAGCUACUUAAGAAAUAACAAAGGCAACGUGUAUGAUGUCUACUAACCUGAU
Molecule: messenger RNA, 2039 nt
Organism: Annulohypoxylon truncatum
Lineage: Eukaryota; Fungi; Ascomycota; Sordariomycetes; Xylariales; Hypoxylaceae
Exons: 1
Coding region: 367-1377 (336 amino acids)
Source: RefSeq, a predicted model, not a curated record